AUGUCUUCCAUGUAUCGGCAUGGCGACGCUGAAAUAGCUGGACCGGGUGGCAUCGAGCUGCAAGAACGACACGCCCACAACGCAUCUCUGCACAAAGAGGGAUCUGUCACCGUCGCCGAGGACCUGCCUGCAAGUUCCUGGCCCAACGCCAACGAAGAUGGCGGCAACAAAUCGGCGUCUUCCGAUGUCCUUGCCAUGCAAAGGAUGGGCAAGGAUCAGCAACUUAUGAGGGAAUACCGAUAUCUCUCCAUAGCCUCGUUCGCUUGCAUUGCAAUGGCCACGUGGGAGAUCGGCUUGUUCACCAUCGGACAAUCGCUCAUGGAUGGGGGCUCGCCCGGCCUCCUCUGGGGUACACUCUGGAACUUUAUCUGCGCGGGUCCGUUAUGGCUCAGUCAGGCGGAGAUGGCAUCGAUGGCUCCGAUCGCUGGGGCACAAUACCAUUGGGUCUCAGAGUUUGCUCCGGAGAAGUGGCAGCGGUUUCUGAGUUACUUGACUGGCUGGACGUCGACCUUAGCAUGGCAGUCGGGUAACACAGUCGGCGUGUUCCUUGUCGGAGGCCUAGUCCAAACAUUGAUCUCCGUCUUCCAAGAAACCUACGCGUUCCCAGCAUGGCAUUGUGCUCUGAUGGCUGCUGCAGCAAUGAUUCUCGCCUACAGCGGAUCCGUCUACUGCGCAAAGCUGCUCCCUUACUUGCAGAACGUCCUUCUCGUCGUCCAUGUCUUCGCCUUCUUUGGCCUCAUCAUCCCGAUAUGGGUGUAUGCUGAGACCGCCACAAACCAACAGGUCUGGCUUGACUUUGUCAACUCAGGUGGCUGGUCUACCGUGCCUCUCGCAGUCCUUGUAGGGCAACUCACCCCUAUCAGUCAACAGGUGGGAAUCGACACGGUCGCGCACAUGUCCGAGGAGGUCCGCGAUGCUCCAAGAACGGUGCCACGCGCGAUGCUGACCGUGUACGGCAUGAACUUUGUCCUCAUGUUCAUCGCCUUCCUCACCAUUUGUUACCAUCUGCCCCACCCGCAAGCCGCGCUCAACGAGCCUUCCGGUUAUGAGACCAUCUAUGUGAUGAAGCAGUCCAUGUCGAAAGGCUGGGUGGCUGUGCUUCUGGUGAUAAUCAUCUUGCUCACUUUCGCCUCGAACAUCAUGUACCUCACCGCCACGAGUCGAGAUCUAUUCGCCUUUUCACGCGACAAGGGCGUACCCUUCUGGACCUGGCUGAGCAAAGUCCACUGGAAGCGAAAAAUCCCCCAAAACGCCAGCCUGGCAUCGAGCGUCUUCGCUAUCCUUCUAUCGCUGAUUUAUAUCGGGAGUCCCACGGCGUUCUGGGCCAUCAACUCGCUACUCACAGUCGCCCUCCUCUCAUGCUACGACUUAUCCACCGGCUGCGUGCUAUACCGCCGGAUCUACCACCCGGAAACCCUGCCUCCGGCUUCUUUCUCCCUGGGUAAAUGGGGUGUCUUCUGCAACGUCUGGGCCAUUGUCUGGUGCACGUGGUCCUGCUUCUGGUGUUUCUGGCCCGCGGGUUUGCCGGUCACGGCACCCGACUUCAAUUGGGCCAGCGUUAUUUAUGCUGGGGUGCUGAUUAUUGCUUUGGUCUAUUUUGUUCUGAAGGCUAGGUUCCAGUACGUUGGACCGGUACAGGACGUGGUUGGACGGGGUGUACACCGCAUGUGA
Messenger RNA from Saxophila tyrrhenica, 1671 nucleotides. RefSeq lists its product as uncharacterized. Gene Ontology annotation, cellular component: membrane. The transcript is spliced from 7 exons. NCBI's taxonomy places the organism in Eukaryota, Fungi, Ascomycota, Dothideomycetes, Mycosphaerellales, Extremaceae. Gene Ontology annotation, molecular function: transmembrane transporter activity. Bases 1 to 1671 code for a protein of 556 amino acids. The record is from RefSeq and is a predicted model, not a curated record. Gene Ontology annotation, biological process: transmembrane transport.